Molecule: messenger RNA, 1620 nt
Organism: Arxiozyma heterogenica
Lineage: Eukaryota; Fungi; Ascomycota; Saccharomycetes; Saccharomycetales; Saccharomycetaceae
Gene: INO1
Product: inositol-3-phosphate synthase INO1
Exons: 1
Coding region: 1-1620 (539 amino acids)
Biological process (GO): phospholipid biosynthetic process; inositol biosynthetic process
Cellular component (GO): cytoplasm
Molecular function (GO): inositol-3-phosphate synthase activity
Source: RefSeq, a predicted model, not a curated record
AUGACUGCUACUGACCAAGCAUACUCAGAACAACCAAAUGUAAUCAAAUUCAACGCUAAAAAAUGUGUUUUGAAUCAGGAUAAAAAUGAAUUGAUCACAAAUUAUACAUAUGAGACUGUUGAAAUUGAUGAAAAUAAUCAAAUCAAUUGUAAUGAUGUAAACUAUCAGUUCAAAGUUAAUCUAAACAAACCAAAUAAGUUGGGUAUUCUGUUAGUUGGUUUAGGUGGUAAUAAUGGGUCUACUUUAUAUUCUACAAUUAAAUGUUUACAAAAUAAUAUUGUUUUCAACAACGGUACUUUCAACGCUAAAAAAGUUCCUUUAUAUGGUUCAAUGACUCAAUGUUCCACGAUUAAAUUAGGUAUUGAUGCAAAGGGAAACGAUAUUUUUGUUCCCUUCAAAGAUAUUUUGCCAAUGGUGGACCCGGAAAGUUUUGUGGUUCAUGGCUGGGAUAUUAAUAAUGCAAAUAUGUUUGAAGCAAUCGAAAGAUCUCAAGUUCUCCAAUAUGAUUUAAUUCAAAAAUUAAAACCUUUCUUGGAAGAUACUACACCAAUGACUUCCCUUUAUUAUCCUGAUUUCAUCGCUUUGAAUCAAAAGGAUAGAGCUAAUAAUAUCUGUAAUCUAUUAAACGAACCAGAAAAAUGGCAGGACUUACAAAAGAUCAGAAAUGAUAUUAAAAAAUUUAAAACUAAUAAUCAAUUGGAUCAAUGUAUUGUCCUAUGGACUGCAAACACUGAAAGAUGUGUUGAUAUUAUCCCAGGUGUAAAUGAUACUGCUGAAAAUAUUAUUAAUUCAAUUAAGUCUAAUCAUCCAGAGAUUUCACCCUCAAAUAUUUUUGCAGUUGCCUCGAUAUUAGAAAACGUCCCAUACAUUAACGGUUCUCCACAGAAUACUUUUGUACCUGGGAUCAUCGAAUUAGCUGAAAAGAAAAAUUGUCUCAUUGCAGGUGACGAUUUUAAGACAGGUCAAACUAAACUAAAAUCUGUGAUGAUGCAAUUUUUGGUUGAUGCUGGUAUUAAGCCUGUCUCCAUUGCUUCAUAUAAUCAUCUAGGUAAUAAUGACGGUAAAAAUUUGUCAAGCCAAGCACAGUUCAGAUCUAAAGAAAUCUCUAAAUCCUCUGUUAUUGAUGAUUGUAUUGAAGCAAAUAAAAUAUUGUACCCACCUGAAGAAUUAAAGACAGGCAGAGACAAUCAUGUGGAUCAUUGUAUUGUCAUUAAAUAUCUACCCGCUGUUGGGGACUCUAAAGUCGCUAUGGAUGAAUAUUACAGUGAGUUGAUGUUAGGCGGUCACAAUAGAAUUUCUAUCCAUAAUGUGUGUGAAGAUUCCUUAUUAGCCACACCAAUUAUUAUUGAUUUGUUGGUAAUGACAGAGUUUUUUUCUCGUAUUAAAUAUAGAAAAUUAACGAAAGAUACACCAGAUGCUAUCGAUGGACCUGUUGAAUUUAAUGAUUUUUAUCCAAUAUUAACCUUCCUAUCCUACUGGUUGAAAGCACCACUUACUAGAACUGGAUUUAAACCAAUCAAUUCCUUGAAUAGACAAAGAUUAGCUUUGGAAAAUUUUCUAAGAUUAUUAAUCGGUUUACCAGCAAAUAACGAACUCAGAUUUGAAGAAAGAUUAAUGUAA